AUGGUUGAAUCCAACUUGGUGGUAGUCGUAGUGAUUGUGAUUGGUGGAAGUGGUGGCGAAGUGACGUUGGUGGAGUAUCGGCGAAGUAUAGUUGUGAACUAUACCGACUGCGGUGGUGGCGACCAUACUAGUGGGUUAGAGGGGUGGUCAAAUUACGUUGGUGGUGGCGGUGGUUUCGUAGUAGUCUGUGGUGGCGAGGUGACGUUGGUGGAAUACCGGCAAUGUGUAGCGGUGAAGUAUACCGACUGCGGUGGUGGCGACCAUACUGCUGGGGUGGAGGGGUGGUCAAAUUACGGUGGUCGUAGCAGUUUCAUAGUGGACAGUGGUGGCGAGGUGACGUUGGUGGAGUACCGGCAAUGUGUAGCGGUGAAGUAUACCGACUGCGGUGGUGGCAACCAUACUGCUGGGGUGGAGGGGUGGUCAAAUUACGGUGGUUGUAGCGGUUUCAAAGUGGAUAGGUUGCAUGGUGGUGAGGUGACGCUGGUAGAGUACCGGCAAAGUGUAGCGGUAAAGUAUACCGACUGCGGUGGUGGCGACCAUACUACUGGGGUGGAGGGGUGGUCAAAUUACGGUGGUCGUAGCGGUUUCGUAGUGGACAAGUGGCAGUGA
Molecule: messenger RNA, 609 nt
Organism: Rhododendron vialii
Lineage: Eukaryota; Viridiplantae; Streptophyta; Magnoliopsida; Ericales; Ericaceae
Product: glycine-rich cell wall structural protein-like
Exons: 6
Coding region: 1-609 (202 amino acids)
Source: RefSeq, a predicted model, not a curated record